Molecule: messenger RNA, 717 nt
Organism: Eruca vesicaria subsp. sativa (arugula)
Lineage: Eukaryota; Viridiplantae; Streptophyta; Magnoliopsida; Brassicales; Brassicaceae
Source: the annotation of a GenBank genome assembly
AUGCAUCACAUCUCCUCGUCAUCGUCCUUUCCUCUUUACUUUCGGUUUGAAGCAGUCAUCACAUCUCCCCGUCGUCAUUGUCGGAGUUCUCUAAUCUCCGAUAUAGCUGCUUCUCGGUCAAAAAGUGGGAAGUCGGGUGUGAUUGAUGAUCAUGAGUUCAAAAGAGAAGAUGAGAAGAAGGACGAAAGAGUUGAUAUGGUUGUUGAUAUGAUCAAAGCCAAUCAUGACUGGGAGGAAUUCGUUUGGGAAGUUGAGUCUCUGCCAACAAACAAGCUCUUUUCUGAAGAAGAAGAAGAAGACGAUGUUGAAGAUGAAGAUGUUACGGAGCCGCCUGUUGUUGCAGAGAAGCCGACAGUUGUUGUCAAGAGGGAAAAACGUAAGCACCAUGAUCCUGGUGUCAAGUCUCGGAAGAAAGAACUCCUAUGUCAACGAGCAGCUGAACAUAACAGUGAUGUCUCCGGUAAAAUGAAGACCUUUAUUCAGGGGUUGUUCACCUCUUUCAAGGACAUGGUGCAGAAGGAGAUGCAAGAGCGUUUUGACAAGGUCGACACUGAGGUGGCUAAUAUCAAAGAAACAAUAACUCAGAUUAGGGCUCCUUCAGAUGCACUCGGGAAAAACACAGCAGCUGAGAUCCCGACACCUUCAGGACCGAUUGGGAAAGAUCAAGGCAACUCUUCACAGAGUCCGGGUACUUUAUCAACACUUGGGAAAGAUUAA